Molecule: messenger RNA, 6200 nt
Organism: Thunnus maccoyii (southern bluefin tuna)
Lineage: Eukaryota; Metazoa; Chordata; Actinopteri; Scombriformes; Scombridae
Gene: pou2f2a
Product: POU domain, class 2, transcription factor 2
Exons: 20
Coding region: 2371-4569 (732 amino acids)
Biological process (GO): regulation of transcription by RNA polymerase II
Cellular component (GO): nucleus
Molecular function (GO): RNA polymerase II cis-regulatory region sequence-specific DNA binding; DNA-binding transcription factor activity, RNA polymerase II-specific
Source: RefSeq, a predicted model, not a curated record
UUUCACACAAUAAAAUGAUGGUUUGCAAGCAUGUUCACUUCCAAACUGAGAGGAAAUAUGACAGUACAUCCUCUUCAUUUGUGUUUUUCAGGAGGAGAAGAUGAGGGGAUGGAGGCUGACUUCUGCCUGCCGGUUGAACUGCUGCCUGCAGGCUUGUUUGACCUCCUCCUCCCCUCUUGCAAAGCCACUGAACCUGACAGAGAGAGAUGCUUUUCACACACUGCCCAGAGUCAAAGGGACUGAUGUGCACAGCAAACCUUUUAAUUGGCUGAGCUGAGCUGUGUAACAGGGUUUAAUUAGGUUAAUUGGUUAAAUGGUGGAGAACAUUGCAGCAGGUCUGGAUUUUUCUUUUUUUUCAGGUGACUAAUUCUGUUAUUUAUUUUUUCCUAAAUCUAAAACAUCUUUCCAGUAUUAAUCUGAGUACACAUAUUUCUCAUACAAGCAGCUUAAAGGUAUACAUUUAUCAGAUUUUACUACUCUUUUUUUUAACAAACUUCCAGCUCAGCAUAAAUAGUUUCGUCCUCUUAUUUCAGUCCCCACCUUGCCCUCCAAGCCAGGUCAUCCAAAGGAAACGGGAUUAUUUAGUGCUGUCUGAGCCUAAUUGUUAUUGAAUGUGGACAGUAUUUAUUCGGGAUUAUUCGGGUUAACGUGGAAAUAAUGAGGUUGCCGAUCUCGAGGCGGUGUUGGGCGGUCGGAGAGAAAUCGAUGAACACACUGAGUUAAUUAUGAGAAAUCAAUUAAACGGAGGGAGAGGGCGCUUUUAGAGAAACACCCUGCCGGCCAGAGAGACGAGGAGGGUGAGGGUCUCUGUUGCUCGGGCAUUUCUUUUUUGCUUCUUACAUUGAAAUGCUUGCUUCUCCUUUUUUUAUACAGGCGACCCUAUCGUCAUCAUAUUCCUUUAUAUAUCUCUUUAACACACGCACACGCACACACACGCACUUGACAGCAAUUGACAUCAAACAAAAGCUUUAUUUUUUCCCUCUUUUCUGCUUUCUGAGUCUCAUCCUGCAGACAGAGAUCCAUCCGUGACAUAUAUGUUUGCUUUUUUCCUCCCAAAACUCAGAGGUUGCAGGUAAAUUAAUGGAAAUCCUAUCGGUCAGGGAUGUGAACACACACACACACACACACACACACACACACACACACACACACAUACACACGUACAGGUCAAUGGGAUUUUCACCCUGAUCUUGAGUCGUAGGGUAAACACACCCAAAAAAAUCUGCUCCCUCAUGUGAACCCUGCAUAGAGACGACACGCUCGUUAUAUGAGCCAUUAUCGAUCCCUCUAAUACACCUAUAAUUCCAGAUCAAUAAAUUGCACAGGCUGUAAUCAGUUCAUUUUCAUGCACAGGUUUCACACAGGCAUUGUUUCAUACUCUAAAACUCUUUAACUUGAGCCUUAAUAAUUCAUUUAAAUCUGUUCAAACGUGAGGAUAUUUUGAUUAUUGUCAAUAUAUUCUGUAUGUUUUAUAACGUAGAAUUGACUUAGUAUGAAGUAUUUCGCUGUUCUUGCAACUGCAACAAGCUAUUUAUCCACGUUGGUUAUUCAUGAAUGAAAAUGAAAAUAAAAAACUACCUUAUCUAAAUUAUAAUAAAAUGUUUUAAUUCUACUAUCAUCAUAGCAGCGAUAUGACGACAUAAUCACGUGUUUUAUGUAUUCUGAUCGACGUGGAACCAGCAGAUCAAUGCAGAAAACAGCAGCAGGUUUUCAUUACAAUUACAUGUUCGACAAAUAUGAAUGAAUGGAAACCAGCUACUGUACAUUUAGUGCAGUUUUAUCUGCAUUUAUCUGCUUUUUGGUGACUUUUCAUGAAUUACAAAAUGAGGAGCGUCUGUCACUGCGGCCCCGCGAGCCAGACCCCGCCGCCCUGACCCCUAGGUCAAAGGUCAGCUGGCCACUCCGCCAUUACUGCAACUCAUCAGUCCCCUGCAAACACCAGGAGAACCCGGCUCGUUUUUAAUUAUGGGAUGCAGGCUACGGGGAAUUGUCAGCUCAUGUCCCGAUGGCUGUUGCCGUGGUGACCGGGGUGGCGAUAACAGCAGUUAAUGAGAUAUUAACCCCGAAUAAGGAAGAAGACAGGAAGUGAUGAGCGUUAGCAGGAAAGACUAAAGACAGGAUUCGUCAAUGGAUGACCUCGGCCUGAUCAAUAUUGUUCUGUUAUUCAGCGGCAGUAACAAGCGACGUGACCCCGUCCCUCUGAAACUGAGGAGAUAAAUCCAAUUUCUCGCAAAUAACCACAAUCAAAGGAUGGCGCCGGCAAGCGGCCUCCUCCCUUGUCUCGGAGUCCUUGCACACCAAUCUCGUCAUCCCAGAGGUUCAAAGAUGAAGAUGAUUGUGAGUGACCUGGACUUGAAAGUGAGCUGAAGGAUGGAGCUACAUAUGACCUGGAUUCAAACCUGCAACUUUACAGGUAUUUUACAAGAUAUCAGGAUGUCUAAAGCAGCAGAGGAGGAGAAGCCUGGGGCUGACUAUCCGGGGGACAGCUCAGACUCUGACAGAAACAGCCCUGAUGACCAGGUCCAGCCGAUGAAAACCAGCCCCUUCAGCCUCUCUCCCACGCCGGCUGGCAGCAAGGGAAAGACAGAGGAGAGCUCUGAGAUGACCCAUAGUGCCGUUCCUCCUGCUCCUCCUUCUCAACAGCAGCAACAGACCCAACACCACCACACACAGAUGAUGCUGGCUGGCAGUCAGCUAGCAGGGCUUGCCGCUCUCCUCCCGGCCCAGCAGCAACUGCUUCUCCAACAGGCUCAGGCUCAGCUCCUGGCGGCCGCCGUUCAGCAGUCGAACGCUGCCCACGCCGCUCACGCUGCCGCGCAGCAACAGGCCAACCAGCAACAUCAGCAGCAGAACCAAUCACAAUCUCAGCAGCAGCAGCAACAGCCAACCAAACAGGAGCAAACUGUCCAAGCCCCGCAUCCACCACCGCAGCUGGCUCUGUCGCAGCCAAUCCAGCUCACAGCCCAGGACAUCCAGCAGCUGCUGCAGCUCCAGCAACUGGUUUUGAUGCCAGGUCAUCCUCUCCAGUCUCCUGCCCAGUUCCUCCUGUCGCAGCCCGCACAGGCACAGCAGCCACAGCAGGCUUUGCUCUCAACAUCAAAUCUGAUCCAGCUACCUCAGCAAAGCCCAGGAGGACUACUGACAACCCCACCUCGCCUGGGACUCCAAGCACAGAGGGAGAAGAGCAGUGAUGUUGUUGGUGGAAGCAGCAGCGGUAGCGGCUCCAUAGUUACCACCGGUGGCAGCGGUGUCGGCGUCGUGACGUCUGUAGGAGCUACCUCAGCGUCCAGCAGCGCCAUGGCUUCCUCCUUGACCUCCGGAUUGACUCCUGGAGGUCACGGGGGUCACAUGGGGGAAGAGCCCAGCGACCUGGAAGAGCUGGAACAGUUUGCCCGCACCUUCAAACAACGACGCAUCAAGCUGGGAUUCACCCAGGGAGACGUCGGUGUGGCUAUGGGCAAACUGUACGGCAAUGACUUCAGCCAGACCACCAUCUCCCGCUUUGAAGCCCUCAACCUGAGCUUUAAAAACAUGUGCAAGCUGAAACCGCUGCUGGAGAAGUGGCUGAGUGAUGCAGAAACCAUGGCAGUAGACAACAUGCUGCCCAGCCCCUCCUCUCUCUCCUCCCCCUUGUUGGGUAUUGAGGGUCUACCCGGCCGACGCAGGAAGAAACGCACCAGCAUCGAGACCAACGUCCGUGUGGCUCUAGAGCGCAACUUCUGCACGAACCAGAAGCCUACCUCGGAGGAGAUCCUGCUGAUGGCGGAGCAGCUCAACAUGGAGAAGGAGGUGAUUCGUGUUUGGUUCUGCAACCGACGGCAGAAAGAGAAACGCAUCAACCCCUCCAGCAGCACCACCCCUCCCCUGCCCAGCCAGACCUCGCCUGUUGUGACGCACAAAGCCCCUUGCUACAGCCCGCACAUGAUAUCGAGUCAGGGUCUGUCCCAGGUCACAACCAGCCUCAGCACAACAGCCGCCAGUUUGUCACCUUCAGCAUCCUGCCCCAUGACUCCUGUCAGCUCGGCCGCUGUAGGCUCCGCCUCUUCUUCUGUGACCCCGCCCCCUCAUAGCACAGCCAGCCCCGCCCCUCCCAGCCUCGGGGCCCAUGGGCUCAACACUGGGAACACAAUGAUGGGAGUAAGCACAGGGAUGAACCAGGCCCUCAUUGGCAGCAAUCCCCUGGCUACCAUGCAAGCCCUGGCAGCCAGCAGCAGUCAGCUGUCCAUCUCCAGCCUCGAGGGGGGAGCGGGUCACAUACUUCUGGGCGGACCUGGGGGUCCCGCGGUCCCUCCUUCCCUCCGCCCUUCCCUCUUCCUCAACCGUCCCACCCUCCUCCCCAUGGUUACAGGCUCCAUGGCAACAGCCUCCACGCCUGCAAUGGGACUGGUCAGCAGCAGCGGGUGCGGCCCGAGACCAUCCUUCUCCCAAUCUCCGCCCCCCGGCGCCAGCGACCUCAUGAGCCCAACUUCGUGCCCCGAGGAGUCCGCAUCUCCUUGUUCAAGUCCCGCCUCUUUCUGUUCCUUCAGCGAAGCCUCGCCACCACCCCUGGGAGGGGCCAUGGCCGAGUGAUCCCGGACUGACAGCCAAAGUAUCCUAUCAGAGGAGGACGAGGAGGAGAAAAAGGAGGAAGCUUUAAAAAUUUAAAUUUACAACCUCGCCUUUCAACCAAAGCCAUCUCUCUGUCUGAUCCAUCUCCGAUUUCGUCUCUCUCUCUUUCUCUGUCUCCCCGCUGAAGUCUCCUGAAGCCAAAAAUAUACACAGAUGGAUGAGGGGAGGAAGCAAAGAGAGAGAAAGGAUGGAGAGGAUAGAGAGAACUGCAGAACGGAGGGGGGAAAUUUGAAACCAAAUAAUGCUACAGCUGGAGAGGUGGCACUGAAGAGUGAAACGAACACCAUGCUUUUUAUCAGCUGGAGAAAAAAAAGAAAAAAAACUUGACGAGGGCAGGGAUGAGAAGUGAAAACUGUGUGUGAAAGAUGGGAGGCAAAAAGAAAAGACUUGUUUAACAAGCUGGGAAGGUCAUGUGGUCGCAACCAAAAUUUUAAAAGAAGACGCUAGAAGAGAAACACACACUUAACAAAGAUGAAAACCAAAAUCUCCAAAUACCAAAAACUGAAAACCAAAAAGACAAAAAAACAACAAACGGAGAGAAAAGCUUUAGUUCAAAAAGACUUUUGCAUCCUGAUCUGGCCAGGAUCAGUUCAGAACUCCAUCCUACUUCAUGCCAAACAUUUUUCCAUUUCACUCAGGAUUUCUGUUAUCCUCAUUUUCAGUUGAAGAUUUACAAAAACAUCUAUUUUUCUAUUAUUUUAUAUACAUCGUUCUCUAUGUCACUUCUUGCCAAAUACACACAGUUUGAUGUUAAUGUUUUACAGCUGAUCCCACAUGCAGGAUAUCUACCUACCUCUCUAUUUACAGCUUUAAAGUGAUCAACCUACUCUACAUUACAACAGUGUUUGUUUUAACCAGCCUGGAGUAGCAGAUGGGUGGGGUUUACUACUAUAAUUACAACAACAACAACAGGUAAGAUGCUAAUUUAUACAUACUAGUAGUGUCAAAAUAACUUUUAAAAGCUUUCCUGUGAAAGCCUGAGCUUUCAUUAAAUCUUUCUAUGUGGCAAACCCCACCCGUCUGGCACUUAAAUAGGAUAAAACCAACCGUACAUGUUGGGAAAUCCCAUUUUGCAUGGGUCUGCUAUGAGUUGAAGUCGCCAUAUUGGUCAAAAUCUGUUAUUUAUUUACCUUUUUUAUUAUCUUUUCUCUGACAAAAAGAGCAUUACUAUCAGGAUUUCCAUCACCAUUAUCAUCAUCAUCAUCAUUAUCAGUAUCCUUGUUGUUUUCUUUAAUGUUUGUUCAAAUCAAAGUACUCAACAGUGUUAAUACUGCCUACAAAGAGGGUACAAACACACCACCGGCAGAUGUGGACAAACAGUCUUAGGGUUGUUUCAGCACUAUUUGCCUUCUUUUAUUUAUUAUCGCCCCCAUACGCACCCAUAUCAUCAUCAUGUCAUCUUCCAGACUGCUCAUCUACCACCAGACAGUCACUCUUGGAUACCAAAGCAUCGCCUCUGGCAGCGUUGUCUCUGGAUUCGCCCGGGAGACGAGUGUCCAGACAAAACCUCAGCCGUGUCAAAGGGAAACACACACACAUACACACACAUACACACACACACACACAGACUAGAAGCAUAAGAAAGAGUCCAA